Aegilops tauschii subsp. strangulata is the source of this 2082-nucleotide messenger RNA. Its product is annotated as F-box/FBD/LRR-repeat protein At1g16930. Lineage: Eukaryota; Viridiplantae; Streptophyta; Magnoliopsida; Poales; Poaceae. The record is from RefSeq and is a predicted model, not a curated record. Gene Ontology annotation, molecular function: protein binding.
AACCCUAGCUCAAUCAUUCACAAAGACCAAAGCAGCCGCCUCGCCUCCACUCCACUUUCCCCAUUCCCACCAGCUCCACCGCCGCGCCCUCAAUUCCGCCUCCGCCUCCGGCGUCCGUCCUUUGGCCUCACCAUGGAGGACGUAGCCGGGAUGAUUUUCUCUGGCCCCGAGUUCAAGAAGAUGGACGAGAACAUGCGAAUGCUGACGGUGGACGUCUUCAAGGCCAUCCCCAGGCCGACCGUCUCCACGGCCGCGCCCCUCGCCAGCGCCGCCGCCGCGGCCGCGCGGGACGGCGUCGACCGCAUCAGCCGCCUCCCCGUCGGGAUCCUCCGCAACAUCGUCUCCCGCCUCCCCGCCAAGGACGCCGCGCGCACCACCGCGCUGGCCAAGCGCUGGCGCCGCGUCUGGCACUCGGUGCCGCUCGUCCUCGUCGACGCGCACCUCCUCUCCGACCGCAGCGUCGUGGGGCGCGGCCGCGGGUCCACCCAGUUCCGCGAGAUGGGCCUCGAGUCCUGGUACGCCGGCCUGUUUCGCAUCCUGGACGCCAUGGGCACCCUCGCAGACAACGUGUCCCACGUCCUCGCCGUGCACCCGGGCCCCUUCGCCUUCGUCUACCUCGCCGGCAACAACAUGUUGUAUCACCCGGACAAGUUGGAGCUCUGGCUCAAACUCCUCGCCGCCAAGGGCGUCUCAAAGAACUCGUCUUUGUGAACCUCGCAUCCAAGUUCGACGACGAGCUGCCCAUACCCGCCGAGCUCUUCAAGUGCACCGCCCUCACCAAGCUCUACAUCGGCACCUGGUGCUUCCCGGACACAAGCACAUCCGACCUCCCGCCUACUGCUGCGUUCCCCUACCUCCGGGAGCUUGGCCUCUGCAACCUCGUCAUCAAGGACGAGGACCUCGCCUUCGUGCUGGACAGAUGCCCCGUCCUGGAGAAGCUCAUGAUCGCCAGAGGCCGGUGGCCAGUGUGCCUCCGCAUCCACAGCCGCAGUCUACGAAGCGUUCAGGUGUGCAUGGCUAUCGUGCCAGAAAUCAAUGUGGUGCGCGCUACACGCCUGGAGAGGCUCUCUUUCUGUGGGAAGCUUGGGGUUGGGGCGACCGUGAUCUCACCAACAUGUCCUCCAAAGUCAAGAUCGGCCAUGCACCCAAGCUGCGCUUCCUGGGAUUCUUGGUGCCUGGAAUGCACCAACUUGAGAUUGGCAACACAGCCAUCAUGGUUAACACCAAGGCAAGUCCAAACACCACUGUCCCAAGCGUUCAGAUGCUGGGAGUUCAAGUGAAACUUGGAACCCACUUUGAAGCCAGGAUGCUGCCUAGUUUCCUCAGAUGCUUUCCUAACAUCGAGACGCUCUAUGUCCAGUCCGAGAAUGAUGACUUCAAGUUCUGGGGACCUAAAACUGGUGGCACAAGCAAAGCCAUCAACCUCAAGUUCUGGAAGGAUGCUGGUCCUAUUGAAUGCAUCCAGAGGCACAUCAAGAAGUUGGUUCUCCGUGAGUUCCGGGGGAGGAAAAGCGAGCUUGUCUUCCUCAAGUACAUUGCCGAGCAUGCGCAAGUUCUGGAGGAGAUGGUGAUUGUGAUGACCCAUGGGCAUUUGCCGUCAGAUAAUUUGGGUGCCAAGCUGAGGAUCUUCAUGGCUUCUGCAAAAUGGGCUAAUGGAUGCUGCAAGAUGAUGGUCUUCAAGAGUCCAUUUGAGCAAGAAGGUACAGCGUGGUGCUACCUAAGAGGAUUUGAUUUUUCUAUUGAGGAUCCUUUUGAUGUCUCAAAAUGCCGCGAAGACAAAUGUGCUGCCCAUUAGUUUUCUGUUUAAGCAUCUAUAACGUACUGCCUUAGACUGUUGGUAAUGUGUUUUCUCUGGUCUGGGAUUUGGGAAGGAUCCUACUUGCUUGGCUUCAGUGACUAUUAAGUGCCCAAGUUAUUUAGCACUAUCAUUUCUCUUGCAGAAGACUAUUGUUAGUUAAAUAGAAAUGCUGUUUCCAGGAUUCAGUUUACAUUGCAGGAGUUUGUCUAAAUGUAUGGCUGAAUAUUGAUGGGAAAGUUUUAUCCAUCGCUUACUAUCUAAGAAUGUUCCUCAAGAAUUGCUCC